CAGCUGUGAUCGUGGUUCAGUCCGAGCAGCAGCAGCAGCAGCAGGAUGGCCUCCAACACCGCCACCAUGGGGAACCUGCCCAGCGGGGUCGGAAUAUGCACCACCAUCCCCGACAUCCUCUACCUGCCCGAGCUGAUCUUCGGCGGUCUGGUGUGGAUCCUGGUGGCGUGCACGUUGGUGGUUCCUGCAAACCCUCAGGGCUGGGUGAUGUUCGUGUCUGUCUUCUGCUUCGUCAUGACCUUCAUCUGGAUGGUGGUGUUCGCCUGUGGUGGUCAUCACAACAAAGCAAGCUGGGCCGCCGCCGACUUCCUGUAUCAUGGAAUCGCUGCCUUCUUCUACCUCAGCGCCUCAGUGGCAUUGGCCAGAGUGACCCUGGAGAUGAGGGACGGGCCGAUCUUCCAGAACUACCAGCUGGACAUUUCUGCCGUGGUUUUCUCCUACAUGGCGACUCUUCUGUACUUCAUCCACACCAUCCUGUCUGCCAUCAGAUGGAAGUCCUUCUAGAACGUUCUCCAGCAGAACUGAACUGAUUAGGAAGUUUUUACAGAACGCUGCAGCUCGAUGAAGGAGGAACUGAUGGAGGUCGGAUUAGCACGCCGACCAUCAAAUCGUUGGUUAGGGCGGAUGUAAACGCCGUCUCCUCGUUAGUGGCCGAUCCGCUCUCUGAGGUUCAGCAAACAUGUUAAAUUAAAGGCUCAGAAAUAAUCGAACAAUAAUGGAAGAAAAAACAGUUGAUAUCUCUAUCACAGCUGUACGGGGGUUCUUUUAUUUUAUAAUUACUCUCAUGAUGUCACUUCCUGGUUCUGUCAUGUGUACUUCCUGUAAUGAACUGGUUUGGUUCUAGUUUUACUGUCUGCUGAUUUUAAAUACUUCGAGGGCAAAGUUCCUUUGUAUUUAAGAAUAAAUUUAUUAUGAUCAGAACAGAAUUAUUUUGUAAUGAAAGCCUUGAA
Cheilinus undulatus (humphead wrasse) is the source of this 950-nucleotide messenger RNA. RefSeq names its product myelin and lymphocyte protein-like. Lineage: Eukaryota; Metazoa; Chordata; Actinopteri; Labriformes; Labridae. The transcript has 4 exons. Gene Ontology annotation, cellular component: membrane. Gene Ontology annotation, molecular function: structural constituent of myelin sheath. Bases 46 to 504 code for a protein of 152 amino acids. The record is from RefSeq and is a predicted model, not a curated record. Gene Ontology annotation, biological process: myelination.